This is a messenger RNA of Diatraea saccharalis (sugarcane borer), 1246 nucleotides long. The record is from the annotation of a GenBank genome assembly. Lineage: Eukaryota; Metazoa; Arthropoda; Insecta; Lepidoptera; Crambidae.
GGCUACAGUAAAACUACAAGGUACUACCACGAACACGCUAGAUUAACUAAAUAAUUCACACAUUGAAAUUAAUUUAUUUGAAAGCACACAAUGAACUAUCAGUUACCUACUGUCCAACACGAAAUUCAUUUCAAUUACUACCAAGUUACACUCUACACAUAGUUGACGUCUGGUGGACGAAUUUCUGAAUGAUAAAAAUAGUGAUAUAAAAUUUUUUUCGUAGUGUAAAAUGCGAGUUAGCGGACAUAAUGUAAAAGUUAACAAUAUUUCAAAUACAUAUAAAACAUGUCGUGUUCUUAACUUCAUGUUAAGCGUGUUUGGUUUAAAUUGUAAUGUACAUCGCAAUGCGAAGCUUAUGCUCAUAAGAAUCUUUCUAUCAAUAAUUAUCCUAGGUGCAUUACUUGUGUUCGUUAUUUAUUAUAAAGCAAAUCACAUCAAUAAAGUUUUAAAUAAGUCUGUAACGGCAACCGAUACGGCUCAAAAUAUAUACGACUAUUUUCAAUACAUCAUCGACUUAUUCUACGUAUAUAAGUAUGGUGGUCAUGUUUACUGUGAAUACUUCAAGCAAUACUCUACCAUCGAUGACAUUAUUGGGAGAGAAAAGGACAUAAACCUGAUUAAAAAUAGAUUGUCUAAACUUAGUGUUAUUUUUAUUACAAUUUGGUUGUUAAACAGUAUAUGCGACUUCGUAGCCUGGUCAUUAACUUUCGGAUGGAAAACACCUUUAAUUUAUUCACCAUCGUACCUGUAUUUACUCAUAAGGAUGGUGACUAAUUUGGAUACUAUCUGCCAAAUAUUGAAUAUACAGUGCAGAAUGCGCGUGAUAUACAAUAUAGUGCACGAUAGUUACGAGUCUGCAGAUAGUUUGUCUGUAACAAUAUGUGAUACUAUACAAAACAAGAAUUGGUUCUACAAUAGAAAAACACCUGACUCUACUCACAAGAAAAUAACACCACAAGAGUACAACAGAGACAAACAACUCAGCAAAUGUUACUUAUUAUUAACGGAACAGUGUGCGUACAUCAACCAAAUGUUUGGUUUCAGGGUAAGUUUUCGGAACCUUGCUUGUCUAUAACAAUAAAAAUUAGUUAACAACCUCAAAGUCAAAAAAUAUCUUAAAAUAAUUUGCUAAUUUACAACAACAGUAAUGAAUAAAACAUCGUUGACUUGCUCAUCUAUUAUAUACUAAUACUAGCUAGCGUGGUAAAGUUACUUUGAGCAGAAUUACUUACGAAUAUUUAUUCAU